This is a messenger RNA of Panicum virgatum (switchgrass), 2921 nucleotides long. Its product is annotated as phosphoribosylaminoimidazole-succinocarboxamide synthase, chloroplastic-like. Gene Ontology annotation, cellular component: cytoplasm; chloroplast stroma. The coding region runs from base 75 to 1277 and encodes 400 amino acids. Gene Ontology annotation, molecular function: phosphoribosylaminoimidazolesuccinocarboxamide synthase activity. Gene Ontology annotation, biological process: 'de novo' IMP biosynthetic process. The record is from RefSeq and is a predicted model, not a curated record. The transcript has 13 exons. Lineage: Eukaryota; Viridiplantae; Streptophyta; Magnoliopsida; Poales; Poaceae.
GCUGCAAGUCAGCAACCAGAGCCCACAAAAACAGGUAAAACCCCUCUCGGCCGCUCCUCUCCGCGCCUUUUCCGAUGUCCCCCUCCGCGCCGCCCGCCGCCGCCGCCGCCCACGUCGCGAGCCCGGCUAAAGCGCUCCUCGGGGUUCCUUCAUCCUCGCGCCCUUCUCGCUUCCCCUACGUCUCCAUGUCCGCCUCGUCUUCUCCCCGCGCCCCACCCCUCGUCGCGGCCGCCGGCGGGAGCGGCGCGGCGGCGCCCUCCCUCCUCGCCGCCGACCCAGGCCACCGCGAGGCCGUCCUGCUCGCCGCGCGAGCGGCCAUGGGGAACUGCCUCGGGGAGAUCCGCCUCGACCUCGCCGUCCCGGGGCUCCGCCUCGCCGCCAAGGGCAAGGUGAGGGACGUGUACGAGAGCGGGGAGCACCUGGUACUGGUGACCACUGACCGGCAGAGCGCGUUCGACCGUGUCCUUGCUUCCAUCCCGUUUAAAGGCCAGGUCCUUAAUGAGACAAGUCUUUGGUGGUUCAAUCAAACCUGUCACAUUACUCCAAACGCAGUAGUUUCUUCUCCUGAUAAGAAUGUUACAAUUGCCAAAAGGUGCACAGUUUUUCCAGUUGAAUUUGUUGUGAGAGGAUUUGUUACAGGAAGCACUGAUACAUCUUUAUGGACAGUUUAUAAUAAUGGUGUCAGGAACUAUUGUGGAAAUGCUCUUCCUGAUGGCAUGGUAAAGAACCAGAAGCUAUCUGCGAAUAUACUGACACCAACCACUAAAGCCGCAGAUCACGAUGUCCCUGUCACUCCAGAUGAGAUAAUCAAACCAGGGCUGAUGUCAAAGGAAGAUUUUGAUGAGGCAGGAAGCAAAGCCUUAAGCUUGUUUGCAUAUGGACAGCAAGUGGCCUUAGAGAAUGGAUUAAUUUUAGUUGACACAAAGUAUGAGUUUGGAAAGACAGCUGAUGGGACAAUCGUGCUGAUUGAUGAGGUUCAUACUCCUGACUCCAGCAGAUAUUGGAUUGCUAAUUCAUAUGAAGAUAGAUUUAAAUCUGGUCUUGAACCUGAAAAUGUUGACAAGGAGUUUUUGAGACUUUGGUUCAAGAACAACUGCAAUCCAUAUGAAGACGCGGUUUUGCCAGAAGCUCCGGAAGAGCUGGUCUGUGAGCUUGCCUGGCGGUACAUUUUCCUGUUUGAAACAAUCACAAAUGCAAAAUUUGAGAUCCCAGAUACACAGGAACCCAUUCAUGAGAGGAUAUCGAGGAAUGUCGCUUGGGCCUUACGGGACCUGUAAUUGCUGAUGGGUGAUCCCGGAGCAGAGAUUGCUGAUGGUAAUAAACUAAUAAGAGGUGCAUUUCUGGUACUGAUAUUCCCGCGGUAAUAGUAGCAUGGGCACCAAACGCUAUGGUAUUUCCAUUUGUUGAAAUGGAAAUGGGGUGAAGCCUCAUCUCGGGAAAAAAAUAGUACCAUGUGCACAUGCCAUGCAUCCUUAGUGAAGUGAAGGUUGACAUGACGGCCUGAUGAAGCGAAACUUUCCACAUCUCCACACCUUCCGUGAUGUAAUAUGGUAAUAAAUUCUGUCAGGAUCCAGUUGUGUUGCCAUGCUCUGCUGUUUGCUCUGCUUGGAGCAUGAGAGAAAUGCAACAAGCAUACUUGUAUGAGACGGAGAUGCAGUAUGCAUACCGUUCUUCCUCCAAUUUCCUUGUGGAAGUCGGUGUAUCGUUGUCAAAUGGCUGAAUUGACCAAGUCUUAUUCAUGCUUUAGAACAUACGAGUACUUUUUUUUAACAAAAAAAUGGGCAAAUAACCAUCCAAACAGUUCAGUAUGUUUUAGCGUAACUGGACCUCCCCAAUGAGGAUUCUUUUUCUGAAAAGCAUCUCUGUGGAUUACUGUACCUAUUAUUUGUAUACUACACGACGCUCUGAGUGGUAAGCUUCUCUGACCAUAUCUUCGCACUCUCGUCUUGUCCAUGCCUGUUGAUUUCUACUUUACUUAUAUAUAAAUAAAUAUUUCCAUAGACUCCUUUGGAAAGCAAACCAUGACCCGGAAUCGAGCCGUUGACUUCUGAAGGCUUCCUGAUCUAUAAGGGGAACAGGCAUAUCUCUUCAUCUCUUGCAGUUGAAGCAGCAGCAGCAGCAGUGGAACAGUGGAGCUCCAGCCAUGGCAGAGAAGGGCGUGAAGGUGCUGGGCAUGUGGGCGAGCCCGGUGGUGAUCCGGGUGGAGUGGGCGCUCCGGCUGAAGGGCGUGGAGUACGAGUACGUCGACGAGGACCUCGCCAACAAGAGCGCCGACCUGCUCCGCUACAACCCGGUGACCAAGAAGGUGCCCGUGCUCGUCCACGACGGCAAGCCUAUCGCCGAGUCCACCAUCAUCGUCGAGUACAUCGACGAGGCCUGGAAGGGCGGCCACCCCAUCAUGCCGGCCGACCCCUACGAGCGUGCCCAGGCGAGGUUCUGGGCCAGGUACGCUGAAGACAAGUGCAACCCCGCGCUGUACCUGAUCUUCACCACGACCGGCGAGGCGCAGCGCGAGGCGGUGCGCGUGGCCCAGCAGUGCCUCAAGCCCCUGGAGGCGGCGCUGGAGGGGAGGAGGUUCUUUGGCGGCGACGCCGUGGGCUACCUCGACAUCGUCAUCGGGUGGCUCGCGCACUGGCUGCCGGUCAUCAGUGGCGGACCCAGCUUUUGUCAAGACUAGGGCCAAAAUUUAGCGGCUAAAAUUUGACGGCCAAAAAUACAGUAUGUAUGACAUGAUAACGAACUAUAAAGUAAUAACAAGUCUACCACUAAAAUUCGUUCCCAAAACUAGCAUUCUCGUUGCUAGCUUCAAUUCCUACUCUUACAGUUGCUUGUUCUGGUGGAGUGUGGGUUAGCUCUACAACAGCUACACUAGGCCUGGUUCUCAUUGUUUCUUCUCAUGCAAGGGGAUCAAAUUAGUCCAA